Molecule: messenger RNA, 1977 nt
Organism: Schistosoma turkestanicum
Lineage: Eukaryota; Metazoa; Platyhelminthes; Trematoda; Strigeidida; Schistosomatidae
Source: the annotation of a GenBank genome assembly
AUGGACAGUGUACUUUGUCAAAGCAAGAAACUCUAUUACGGGGAUGACAUGUCAUCAGAGCCUUGCAAAAACCUGUGUCCGAGUUCUCGCCCAGAAAACGGCAAUUUAUUAGUCCCAGGGGGACAAAAUGCGCCUGACAUUCACUCUGCGGGUGACGUUACAUCUGAAGAGUUCGAAAGGCUUGUUCUUUCGCCGCCACCUGUUCCUUUAAAUUUUGAGGCUGCUAGUGUUGCCAUUUAUGAAGCAGCUUGUCGUUCUCAUUCCAGGACACAGUCAAUAAGUGGCAGCACGCGUUCCUUGAAAUCAAAACAAGAACUGCACACUGAUUCACAUAGCAACUGUAGUGCAAGGUCUUCAACACAUGAAAUUAGCAAGCAAGGGCCCAAAGAAGUUUUACCCUGUCAUACUGUUGCAAAACCAUCAAAGCCUCGGAAGAAAUGGCUGCGUUUUGUUUGUUGUUUUCCUGAUAAAUCCUGUCAUUCAUUCCUAUCGAAACAAAAAGACUCCUUUUCUGUCAAAGAAAAUUUGUUUGUAAAAUCUCCAUCUUCCAGUAAUAAUACAUCUAAUUCCAAGGAAGUAAAUGAUCUCGUUAGUAAAAAAUCAACGAAGCCGUCAAGAUCUAAAGGCCAAGAACACUCCCAAAAAUCAAAAAGCUUGUCAGCUAAUGAUAUGGUUGAAUAUACAACUGACCAAGCAAUUUCCCCGUUACACACAGAAGAAAUAUCAUUGCCUACUGUAUCAGUUUUCCAACCUGUUCUCCCCAGUACAGUUUUGAAUGCUUUAGGAUCGAAAGCUGAUGGUUCCUCUGUUCAUUCAGCUUCAGUGUCGAACGCUUACAGUCUCAACGAUCCCGAUGAUCGUGUGGAGUCAACACUUUUAAGGUCAACUGUCGAAGUGAAUAUCAACACAUCUAAGUCACAUAAUCCUUUUCGAUUUGCUGCCUUAAAACGUCACACAUCCAAUGAUGUAUACUGCAUAAAACUCACUGAUAAUGCUGAACGACAGAAUCCGAUUACACCGGUAGAAAGUAAUAUUGGUGCUGAAUCUACACAUCAUGUGAUUCAUCAACAGUUACAGACUUUGCAUUCACCUUGGGUUGAGUGUGACAACUCUGAUGGUAAUCAUUUUAUUCCAAGCAGUUUCCCUCAUGACCAAUAUUCUAUCAGUUACAAUAGAAAUGGUGGACAAGGUGAUGCUGCUUCCGAAAAUCUUGAGCUUUCACCACCUGGAAUAGAUCUGUUGGGUGAAGUUGACUCAGACUGUGUGAAUAAAAAGUGCUUGGUUUUGGAUUUGGAUGAAACUUUGGUACAUAGCUCCUUCAAAUAUGUAGAGAACGCAGAUUUUAUUGUUCCUGUGGAAAUCAAUGGCACUAUUCAACAAGUAUAUGUUCGAAAAAGGCCGCAUCUUGAUAAAUUUCUUAAAGCUGUCGGACCCCUUUUUGAGUGCGUCAUGUUCACAGCGAGUCUUCGUAAGUAUGCUGAUCCUGUUUGUGAUUAUAUUGAUGCUUCGUCAUAUUUUCGUCAUCGCUUAUUUCGUGAGGCAUGUGUUGAUCAUCAAUGCAAUUUAAUUAAGGAUUUAAGUCGUCUUGGAAGAGAUGUUGAACAAAUAUGUAUCGUUGAUAAUUCUCCAAUAUCAUUUUUAUUUCAACCAAGUAAUGCACUCCAAAUUGUUUCGUGGUUUGGUGAUUUAGCUGACCAAGCUUUAUGCGAACUGAUACCUUAUCUCACAGGCUUAGCCAGUGCACCCACUGUCGUUGAUUAUCUACGCGAAUUCAGGCCUCCACAAAAUGCAGCUGUUGCUCAACCUGCCACUCCUACAUGGUUGUUACUAUUUAAUCAUAGUCUUCCUGGUGACGUGAAUAAUUUAGAAGAUAGUGAAGGUGGAGAACUAGAAGAUGAGGAUAUCGCUGUAGAUUAUCACGAAGAAGAUGCUGUUCUGUCACCUCAUUAUUCCUUGAAUCACAAUCGUUUUUCUUGA